AGAACCGGACAACUUUAAAAGCACUUUUAUAUAUAUAUAAUUGACUGUCUCUGUUGAGUUGUAACCGUCCGCGUGAGUGCCUCAGGGCUUCAGCGAGAGCACAAGCUAGCUAGCUAACAACUAGCUGGCUAGCCAUAGCAUUGGGGAGGGGGUGGGUGCCAUAGCAACCGUUUAGGAAACAUUGAGUGGUGGCUAGCUAGCUAGCACAAUUCAGGCUAACGUUGGUUUGUUGUGCUAGCAAAUAAACAAGACCUCGUAGAGACUUAGAUGUCCAAUGUAGCGUCAGGCAGCCAAUUGAUGUCACAAGUCAGCGUUGUUUACUUUGCGCCAUUGCCCAUAUUACUGAGCUGUAACUUUGCGCCAUGCUUUUUAGUUGACGCUAGCUGUCGAGGAUGGCAGACUGGUUGCAGUGUUGAGUUUAGCUAACUUGGCUAACGGUGAUUUCUAUCACAUGCAGGAAGCUAACGUUAGCCAUGGAGGCCGACCUGUAAACUUAGGUUACCUCAACGCCACCGUUAUGUAAACGUCAAAGUAAACAAGCUUUCUUUUGGACUGAUUAGUCUCACGAUGAGCCUGACGCUAGAUUAGGUUUAACAUCAAGUUACUUUAUCAAUGUUUUCAUGGGUCAACCUCACGUUAAAGUAUUCAGCUUGAACUAGUAUGGAUGUUGACUGCAAUGGCCGGUCUUACAUAUCAGCUAGUGGAGAUUCGUCAAUGGAAAGAGAGUUUUCUGGGGCCCUUGGAGGGCCAACAGUGAGCACCCCAAACAGCAAGGAGACCUCCCCUUGUCGCUCCCUCAGUGCCAACUCCAUUAAAGUGGAGCUGUACAGUGAUGAAGACCCCGGUCGCAGUACUGAAGAUGAAAGAGGGGAGCGGGUAGAGGAUGGAGGUCCAGAGCAGGGAUCCGAGGUUGUCAGAGUCUACAGGGAGCUCACCAAUCCUGAAACCAUGCAAGCUGGAGCCACCAGACUGCCCAAUGGAAAGCUCAAGUGUGACAUCUGUGGAAUGAUCUGCAUUGGGCCUAAUGUUCUCAUGGUGCACAAACGCAGCCAUACAGGUGAGCGACCAUUCCAGUGUAAUCAGUGUGGCGCCUCCUUCACUCAAAAGGGUAACCUGCUCCGCCACAUCAAGCUGCACUCGGGGGAGAAGCCCUUUAAAUGUCCCUUUUGCAGCUACGCCUGUCGAAGACGAGAUGCGCUCACUGGCCACAUUCGCACUCAUGCAGUGUCCUCUCCAACUGUAGGGAAGCCAUAUAAGUGCAGUUAUUGUGGCCGUAGUUACAAGCAGCAGAACGCCCUGGAGGAGCACCGUGAGCGCUGCCACAGCUAUUUACAGAGCCUGGAGUCGCAUCAGCCCUCCUGUGUACAGAAUCCAGGAGAGGAGAUGAGAGAGCUCGAGUUUAUACCAGACUCUUUACUGCAAUCCUCCUCAGACAAGAUGGCAUUUAUCGAUCGGCUCGCCAACAGCAUCACCAAACGCAAGAGAUCCACACCACAAAAAUUUGUAGGACAGAAGCACAUACAUCUCAACCUUGCAGAUGCACCUUAUGAGCUCAGCGCUGGUUUGGAUAAAGACGGGGAGAUGCCCGAAGGUGACCUGGAAACCCCACAUUUCACUGGUCUGGGAGGAGAAUACACCGGCGUGGCAGGAAAUGGAGGAGGAGGGGUAUCGGACACACUGAGGCCUCUACACCUUCCCACCACUCACCCGUCAUCUUUAUCAGAACUCAGGCCGGUCCACAGCUCCAUUCACAUUUCUGCCGCUCUAGGCCCGAGGAUGGAUUGCUCAGGGACUGGAGCUGUGCUGGGAGGUGUCGGGGGGAGGGAGGCAGCAGAGGGUCAUGAAGAUCUGCCCGCGAGCCGAAGUCACGCACCCUCACCCAGCAACGGCUGCCAGGACUCUACGGAUACAGAGAGCAUGCCAGACGAGCCUUGCAACAGCACAGCUCUGACUCUGACCCUGCACAGUAACAACGGCCACCAUCUUCAACUCUCCAACAACCAUCAUGCGGCACCUCCUCCCGUUGCACACCACAGGAGUUGGAGCAGACACAGCCCCAGCCACGCCAAAGACACGGAGGUGAAGAGAGAAGAUGGAGGCCACUCUGCCCUACGGCCCCCUGGCGUUGCACCAACUCCCAGCUCGCCUACAGCGGCCCCCUCCAACUCUAGGGAGUCGCUUCGGGUUGUAGACGGGGAGGGGCGAGCCGUGCACUCUUACCGUUGCGAGCACUGUCGUGUGCUUUUUCUGGACCAUGUCAUGUUUACCAUCCACAUGGGCUGCCACGGCUUUCGCCAGCCUUUUGAGUGCAACAUCUGUGGCCACCGCAGCCACGACCGCUAUGAAUUUUCUUCACACAUUGUCCGUGGUGAGCACAUCCUUGACUGAGGAUGAAGCGCGGGGGGGGGGGGGUCAACCUGCUUAAGCUAGAGCUAUUCAUACACUGAGACAAGGACCCGGCUGGGUUUGGUCUGCACACUAAAGAAGACACUGAUGACAUGAAAGAGAUAUGAAUAUUUUAAACUGGCACAGUAAGCAUGUAACGGCAUUACUGGCAAGCUCAUGUGUGUGUUUUCUGAAAUUACAAUAGAGGUCCUUGUUAUCUUUAAUGCACUUUAAACAAUUAAUCAAUUUAAGAUGCACUUUUAAUUCAAUGUGUUAUAAAGUAGAUGAAGAGCCAAUGCACUUUUUUUAAUCCGCAGAUGUGCCUUGCUCCAAAAUUCAGGAUUCAAACCUGAUGCACAAAUUACAGUCGACAAAUCUGACUUUUGUCUGUAACCUGAAAACUGUCCUUACUUGUGCACUUUAACAGAGAUAACACAGAAAAGACAAUAAUUUGAAGUUUAUAGGCUUACGUACAAUGGAAUCUGUAUUUUAAUGACUUGUUCUAAAAGCACUUACUCAACGAAAUGAUUCCCCAACAAAUGCUACGUUCAGCAAAGUUAUUUUCCAAUGUGGGUUGGAUUCUGUAAUCGAUUGCUUUUUAUAAUUCUUAUAGUGCAGACCAAACUCAAAGACCAGGUCCAAGUCCAACCGAUGUGUUUGAGGGGUUGUUCGGGAUUUAGAAAUGCACUUUUGUUUUUAAAGGUGGCGGGGUGGAUAGAUCUGAGUGUGUGUGUGUGUGUGUGUGAGAGAGAGAGAGAGAGAGAGAGGGAGAGAGAGAGAGAGAGAGAAAAGGGGAGCAUGUGACAGACCCUUUGUUUUAUGGAAGUAAAUUGAAUAAGUGGAAAAUGAAUGCCUUUGUGUGAAUGCCAUGUAUGAAAUGUUUGUUUUUCUUUUCUAUGACUGCUUUUGUUGCACUGAUCCCUGACAGAUUAUAUUAAACUAUUUUAUUGAAUACAUUAAUGACCUGAACAUAUCUCUUAAAGUGUGAGAAGAACUGAUGGAAUGAAAAGGAAUACGAGUAUCACUGCCACAACUUCAGAGAUUACUGGAGAGUUAAGAGUCUUUACAAGUCAAUUCAUAUUCUCCAUUUCGUAACUACAUCAAACCGGAAACCAACGCUACUGUUUCUUCUUAAAUGAUUCUGGUGUUCUCUCAUUGUAUUGUGCCUUUCCUCACCAUGAUCACACCUUGUUGACCACACUGAAGGACAUGACCGUCGUAUCUUGAGUCAGAUCAUCGUGAGAGAUGUUAGAGAUCAUGAGUUACAAAAUAACUCACUUACUCAAGUUGUUUUUUUAGGCUCAGUCUCUGGCUUCUAGCUUUGCACAAUAUUUCCAUUCUGCUAUUCCUCAACAGUUAAGUUUAAUCAAUGUGUUGGCAAAGAACUUAUUCUGCUAAUUUAUCAAAGAUGUGCGUGGCGUUUGGCGCAUGCUGCUAUGACAUGAGUGCAGUGUGGAGUGGCGGUUUACUGCCGUCCUCACAGGUUGAAUCCCCCAAAAAUAUAUUUUAUUUGAAUUUACUUGGAGCACAUGGUGUGUAUUUCCAAAUGGGUUUUGUUGGUUGUGGUCUUUAAUAUAUCCUGUUGUGGUAAUAUGGUGCAGAAAUGAAAUGUAAUAACAUGGUCAGCUUUUGAUUCUGUCUUUACCCGUUUACAUGUCAAAACAAUAGACGUCGUCGUUGUAGAAACUUUCGUUUAUAUUGGACUUUGAGCACAUUAAGUUGUACUUCUAAACAGGCAAAUUUGUUAUCUCUAGGUUACAGAAUUGUGUAUAAAAAUCAAUCCCUAAUUUGUAUUGAUGAACAGGACAGUUGUAGAUGAUGAAGUUUGCAUCCACUGACGUCCUAAAGGCUAUAGUCAUCAGCUGACUUGAGCCCUUUAACAUUUGGGACAAGAGUUUCUAAGAGUUUAUCAUAACUGGCAAUUUGUAGCAUCAAGACAUGUUGCUUUUCAGAGGAAACCAACUGAACCAGCUUUAAAUGGAUAUUUACGGUCAUGGUUCCGUUAUAAACUGAACUCAGCCCUGUAUAGAGUCGCACAUUUUUAAGUUGUGGUCGAAAUGCACAGAAGCUCUGAAAUGCAUUUAUUUAGAGGAAUACAUUUUUAGAUCGUGAGUGUGGUUCGGUAUAGCACCAAAUAAUGGUUCCCCCAUGGCUGAACCAAAGAACCACUACUCUCUACUGUUGAGCACUUUUCCCCUCUUACAGUGGCAGAAUAAAAUAAAAAUAGUUAAACAUAUUUGUACAUAAAGUAUGAAUUAGGAAGAAGCUGCAAUGUAAUAUUUUGUCUCUUUUCAUCGUCUGAGUAAAACCGUGUAGAUGUUGUCUUUUUCAGGAGUUAUCUCCACUUAGUUUUGCAGAAAAUUCAAAAAGGUCAAAUUAAAUAUUUUUAAUUUCUUUAACUCAACUGACUUGUUUUAAGAAUUGAUACAAGUUCUAAAGUUAAGCUGCUUUUGUUUUUAAUGAUGGUUAGAAAGCUGACUUUGGUGCACAUCACUGUAUUGAGUUAAGAGUGUCGAUGCAUUGUGGCUAUUUUCUCACCAGUACAUCAACGCUCUUAAAAAGUGGAUUAUAUUCUCUUCCAAAGUCGUUUCAUUUAAUGAUGAAAUGAUCUUGCCUUAAUAUAGAGACUGUUAAAUCAUCUCGGGACAGAAGAUUGAGAUGUAGUUUCCUGCAACCUGAUCUAUAAAACAUUGACGUGUGACUUUAAAUGAUUCAUUAUUAACAAAUCAAAUUGUCAUGUCUGUUUGCAUGGGGAGAAAAUGCUUUGACCCAUUACAUCUUACUUCACUUUGUAUAUUGUGAUGUAGGCAACAGCUUGUAUGGACACAAUAACCCAGGUGUGAUUAUUCUUCUGUUGGGACUUCUUUAUAGUAGACUUUACUAUUGUGCCUUUGGCCAGAGGUCUUUUCUGCAUUUCCUUUUGUCAACAGUUAAAAUAGUCACAUUUGAAGUGUAAAGCGUAACUCGUCAGUUGUUACUGCACAUUUUAAACGGCUCCACAUUAUUAUAGUGUAAAUACCACAAAUCAAUGACCGUGGCCAGAACCAUGUUCAUUUUCACAACCAUUGACUAUCAGAAGACUUAAAUUAUUUUGGUGACGUAGACUGCCAGGAGCCAAAGACCUAGAUAUAUGUAAAACUGUUUACCCGACUCCAGCUAUUUUGACAAAUACUGUACAAAAAUUGUUAAUGCUAAUCCUCUGCAGAAUUUAUAUUUUUUUAAUUUCAAGUUGUUUUUAUUCACAUGUGCAACACCUUAACAGUAAUGUGCUUCUAAGCCUGAUGCAUGUGCUACCGAUGCUGUUCGCUCAAACACCCGCAGCCACCUUCCCUUUUAGAUACAAGGACAACCAAAUAAACUUAAUUUCAAUACUAUCAUUCAGAAAAGAAAUUCUACUUUUGUGGUAUUUUGUGUUCAAAUGUUUUUCUUGUUGCACCAUUUGUUCCCUUCAACUUCACCAUCUUUGUUAACCUUCCCAUCCUGUAAAUGGUCCGAUAUCGCUUUAAAUAACUGCAGAGCUUUUUUUAAAUGUAUCAUAAUGUAAUUAUGCAUUUGCAUAGUUCGACCUUAAACUACUGUAAGUUUUGUACUGUAAGAAAGUCUAUUCCAAAUAAAAUACUUGACAGGCCUGUCUUUCCUAACACUACACAAGCGAUGGUUCGUCGAGAACAAUGAGCUUCA
Messenger RNA from Anarrhichthys ocellatus (wolf-eel), 6066 nucleotides. Its product is annotated as zinc finger protein Eos. Gene Ontology annotation, biological process: regulation of transcription by RNA polymerase II. The coding region runs from base 661 to 2388 and encodes 575 amino acids. Lineage: Eukaryota; Metazoa; Chordata; Actinopteri; Perciformes; Anarhichadidae. The record is from RefSeq and is a predicted model, not a curated record. Gene Ontology annotation, molecular function: RNA polymerase II cis-regulatory region sequence-specific DNA binding; DNA-binding transcription factor activity. The transcript is spliced from 8 exons.